Molecule: messenger RNA, 2135 nt
Organism: Dioscorea cayenensis subsp. rotundata (Guinea yam)
Lineage: Eukaryota; Viridiplantae; Streptophyta; Magnoliopsida; Dioscoreales; Dioscoreaceae
Product: LEAF RUST 10 DISEASE-RESISTANCE LOCUS RECEPTOR-LIKE PROTEIN KINASE-like 2.1
Exons: 4
Coding region: 50-2113 (687 amino acids)
Biological process (GO): protein phosphorylation
Molecular function (GO): protein kinase activity; polysaccharide binding; ATP binding
Source: RefSeq, a predicted model, not a curated record
AAAAAUUUCACUUGUACAUUGUUCUAGUUAGCAUACGAGGAGGAAGAGCAUGCAGAUGACUCAAACGUCCUUCUUCUACUGGAGCUCUCACUUUCUAUUUCUCUUGUUUCUCUCUCAUUCAUUCCGGCCUUCCUCCACACACCCACCAGUACCCACCACCAAACCAGGAGAGUACUUGUCAGCAGACUAUUACAAUUAUUAUUGCGCCAAUAGCCUUCCCCUCCAGUGCAGCAACAUCAUGACCGACGACAUCAAGUACCCUUUCCGGACAUCUAAUCAGCCGUCUUUCUGUGGUCAUCCUGACCCUGGCUUCGAACUCACAUGCGCCAAAGGCAUGCUGUCCAUCCAAAUUGGUAAUAAGAAGUACCAUGUAUUGAAGGACAUCAGUUAUGGAAACCGAGUCCUUCAACUCCUGGAUUUUGAUCUUCUGUUCGCUGGUCCUUCUUGCCCUCAAAAGAUGAGCAAUACCUCCUUUGACUUUUCCCUAUUCACGUACCCAGAUGAUAAUCAGGAUACUAACCUCACCAUGUUCCUUAAUUGCCAUGACCCCCUGCAUGACAUCCCUGACCCCAUCAUGGAUUUCCUCUUCCCUACCCAAUGUUAUAAUAACGAGUUCUUUGGGCAGUACUCGUACUUCACGUUACAGAGCUUCGGCCAGAAAUUACCUAUGCAUGAUCUCUUAGCCAAUUGUUGUGACACCACGGUGUUGCUUCCGGUGUCUAAUUUGAAUUUUAGUCCUGAGACCUUCCGAAAUGGGAUCAUGAAUUACUUCUCAAAGGCACUCAAGUUUGGCUUUAACCUCACUUGGACUGUCGACCAAGGCUGGUGCGAAGACGAGUGCCUCAAGACCGGUGGAAUCUGCGGGUCCGACCCAAAUGGCACCAAAGCAAACGCGUGCUUCUGUCCCGCCGGCAUCUUUAGUAAUGGCACUUCCUGCGCUGGGAAGAACAGCAUGCUCAAGAACAAGCGUGUAAUUAUAGGUGUUGGAGCGGUUGCUGCUGGCAUCCUUGCACUUGGCUGCUUAUGGCUGUUGUAUUUUCCUCGAAGAAAGAGACAGCAGCAAAGCUCUUGCACUCUCCUCGAAGUUUGUUGUUGGCACGGUAGAACAAGUGAAGAUCAAACCAUAGAGACAUUCUUGCAGAAACAUGGAACAGUAUCCCCAAAAAGAUACAGCUAUUUGGAAGUGAAGAAGAUGACAAAUUCUUUCCACCAUAAACUAGGAGAAGGUGGCUUUGGCAGUGUGUUCAAAGGCAAUUUUACUGAUGGACACACAGUGGCUGUGAAACUCUUAAAUAACACCAGAGGAGAUGGAGAAGAAUUUCUCAAUGAAGUGGCCAGCAUAGGGAGGACAUCCCACAUCAACAUUGUUACUCUGCUGGGUUUCUGCUUCCAAGGAUCAAAAAGAGCUCUAAUUUAUGACUUCAUGCCAAAUGGCUCCCUCGAUAAGUACAUCUAUGCUGAAGAUCCAAAGACAAUGCUCUGUUGGGACAAGUUGUUCCAAAUUGCAGUUGGUAUUGCUAGAGGAUUGGAGUACUUACACCGUGGUUGCAAUACUAGAAUUGUUCAUUUUGAUAUCAAGCCUCAUAACAUACUCUUGGAUGAAGAUUUCUGUCCUAAGAUCUCUGAUUUUGGACUUGCAAAAUUUGGUACGCAUAAAGAGAGUAUAAUAUUAUCGAUGGCAGAUACUAGAGGAACUAUGGGGUUUAUUGCCCCUGAAGUCUUCUCCAGGAGCUUCGGAGUUGUUUCUAGUAAGUCAGAUGUCUAUAGUUAUGGUAUGAUGGUAUUGGAAAUGGUUGGAGGGAGGAAGAACCUGAAAGCAUCUGCUGAUAGAACCAGUGAGAUUUAUUUCCCUCAUUGGAUUUAUGAGCACAAAGAUCAAGAUGGAGAUCUUCAACAAUAUGGAGUGACAACUGAAACUGAAGAAAUUGCGAAGAAGAUGAUCUUGAUUGGGUUGUGGUGCAUUCAAACAAGGCCAGAGGAUAGACCUUCAAUGAAUAAAGUGGUGGAAAUGCUUCAGGGAAGCAUUGAUGAAUUGCAAAUUCCACCAAAGCCAUACUUGUCUUCACCUUCAAGGUCAUUACAGUGUAGCUCUUUAACCAUGGCAUUGUCCUAAUAGUCAAGGGGCUUGGGUCAUC